UACUGUGAAAAAUGCUUUUUUCGAAUUUUCUUCUUCAGUUACAGCUAGAGGAUCUGUGCCAUGGCCACCACCCUGCCUACGUAUAAAAGCCUCGUUCCUUCCUGAAACUUCUCUCGCUUCUCUUAAGUAACGCACGCAAACACGCUUUUUCUCGAAAUCCUCGUUGCGGCCAGCGAGUUACAGAGAGAAACUAGAGCGAGAACAUCGCACCGUCGUCUCCGUGAGGUUCCUCCAAAUGUUGGACACCUACGUGUUUGGAUGGAUCAUAUGCGCCGCGCUGAGCGCAUUUGCGAUUCGCAAUCUUGUUUUCGCGGGGAAGAAAUGUUGCGCUUCGUUGGAGACCGAUGCCGCUAUGUGUGCCGAAAAUAUCACCACUGCCGCCGGAGAAUGCAGACAGUCGAAGCGCGACGGCGAAGUUGAUGUCGUAAUUGUCGGAGCUGGUGUCGCCGGCUCCGCUCUGGCUUACACUCUCGGCAAGGAUGGACGUCAAGUACUUGUAAUUGAAAGAGAUUUGAGUGAACCAGACAGAAUUGUUGGAGAGUUGCUACAGCCUGGUGGUUAUCUCAAGUUAAUUGAGCUGGGACUUGAAGAUUGUGUGGAUAAAAUUGAUGCUCAACAAGUGUUUGGUUAUGCUCUUUUCAAGGAUGGAAAACACAUAAGACUCUCUUAUCCGUUGGAAAAGUUUCACUCAGAUGUUGCCGGCAGAAGCUUUCACAAUGGGCGUUUUAUUCAGAGGAUGAGAGAGAAGGCUGCCUCCCUUCCCAAUGUAAGACUGGAGCAAGGAACAGUUACUUCCCUACUCGAAGAGAAGGGGGUAAUUAAAGGCGUGCAGUACAAAACCAAGGAUAGUCAAGAAUUAUCAGUUUGCGCACCCUUUACCAUUGUUUGUGAUGGCUGUUUUUCAAAUUUGCGUCGUUCUCUUUGUAAUCCUAAGGUAGAUGUGCCUUCUUGUUUCGUAGGCCUAGUUUUGGAGAAUUGUGAACUUCCUUGUGCAAAUCAUGGCCAUGUCAUACUGGGAGAACCUUCGCCUGUUCUGUUCUAUCCAAUAAGUAGUACAGAAAUCCGCUGCCUAGUUGAUGUUCCUGGCCAGAAAGUUCCGUCUAUUUCCAAUGGUGAAAUGGCUAAGUAUUUGAAGACGGUGAUCGCUCCCCAGGUUCCUCAUGAGCUUCAUGACGCAUUCAUAGCUGCAGUGGACAAAGGCCGCAUCAGGACAAUGCCAAACAGAAGCAUGCCAGCUGCUCCUCAUCCUACUCCCGGAGCCCUGCUGAUGGGAGAUGCAUUCAACAUGCGCCAUCCUCUAACGGGGGGUGGCAUGACUGUGGCAUUAUCUGAUAUAGUAGUGCUUCGAAAUCUUCUCAGGCCUUUGCGUAAUCUGAAUGAUGCACCCAGCCUUUGCAAAUACCUUGAAUCCUUUUAUACCUUGCGAAAACCUGUGGCGUCCACUAUAAAUACCCUGGCAGGAGCUCUUUAUAAGGUUUUUUGCGCAUCACCUGAUCCAGCGAGGAAGGAAAUGCGCCAAGCUUGCUUCGAUUAUCUUAGUCUUGGAGGCCAAUUCUCGGAAGGACCAAUCUCUCUGCUUUCGGGGUUAAAUCCUCGGCCCUUGACCCUGGUUCUCCAUUUCUUUGCUGUUGCAAUAUAUGGUGUCGGCCGUUUACUACUACCAUUUCCUUCACCUAAACGGAUAUGGAUCGGACUUCGAUUAAUUUCUAGUGCAUCAGGUAUCAUCAUGCCAAUAAUCAAGGCAGAAGGAGUCCGUCAGAUGUUCUUCCCUACAACCGUUCCAGCUUAUUACCGAAAUCCCCCAGCUGCUUAAACGCGAAUUCAGCCACGUCUUCGCGAACCAAUCAAUAUGAGCUACCGAUAUUUUUAUUCUUUCGGGACAUUUGAAAGCAAUCCAGAUUCAACGUGAGUUCUCUAUAGAAUCAAUUUAGGAUUAAUAAGUGAUCUUUAUAAUAUUUGUUAAUAGUUACUGCUUAUAUUUUAAAGCGUCUCAUGGAUCCUGAGGAAAUAUAAUUUAAAACUUCACACAUAA
Molecule: messenger RNA, 2032 nt
Organism: Vigna umbellata (rice bean)
Lineage: Eukaryota; Viridiplantae; Streptophyta; Magnoliopsida; Fabales; Fabaceae
Product: squalene monooxygenase SE1-like
Biological process (GO): sterol biosynthetic process
Cellular component (GO): membrane; endoplasmic reticulum
Molecular function (GO): flavin adenine dinucleotide binding; squalene monooxygenase activity
Source: RefSeq, a predicted model, not a curated record